AGCAUGGGGAAAACACGAAUUACGGACAAAAUAUUGAUAGACAUUGCAACAGACAUCGGAAACAAGAAAGAUGUCAUGAAGCUGGCCGUUAAUCUUGGUCUGUCGGCAGCUGAUGCAACCAUGGAGUUAGACUGCUGCAAGGUUCUGCGCAAAGCAAUGAAUGCUACUGCCAUCGAAGAUCAGAGUGAUAGACUGAGAGAAGCACUGAUUAAGAGUGGUCAUACGGCCGCAGCUGAAAUACAUCUAAACUCUCGUCCGAAAGCCAAAUUGACACGCAGUCAGCAAAGGAAGAGAAAAAUAAAUGGUACCACUCCCACUCCGAAGAAACCAGAUGGCUGGUCUAGACUUGAUGAAGAAAAGCAAAAGAUGAAAAUGGCAGAAGAAGAAUUAAAAGAUCUGCAGAAACAGGAGCGCGAAGUACAAAACCAAAUUGACCAGAAAAGAAGAAAAGUAAAGAAAAUAAAGGGUCUCGUAGUAAAAUUGCUGGAGCAAAAUUAUGAGGAUGACGCUAAAAAACUAGCCAAACAACGAGAAGAGUUGGAUAAAUUUAAAUCCUCUGAACCUUUCAGUACCCCUCAAGCGGUACUUAUUCCUAAUUCGGUACCACAAGUGAACAGUGGAAUACGUCCUUUUUCGUUUGGAUCAAAUAGGCCUCCUCCUAAAUACGGCUAUUAAAACACUUAGUUCCAUCCAAUAUGCAUGCACUGCUGGUAUUUUUUCCACACCGACUUUUCCUGUUUGACCUAAUUAUUUACACUCUGGAAUUUUCCCGCUCUUCCUCAUUCCUAGUUGAAAGAUUGAGAAUGGGUUUCAAAUAACAAAGAUUGGGGUAAAAUCAUUAAAAGGGUAUGAAGGGAGUUGAAAAUGUUUUUAAAACAAGUGUCAAUUUUAAUAAUCGGACAUAAUCAUGGUUGCGAGGUGAAUCAUAUCAAUAUACUUUAUUAGCGGUUUUCAAUUCCCUUUCUAGUCAAGAUUCGGAUCAUGAUAUGUUUCGACGUUUCAUUAAAACCCAUCAACCUUCAAACCGCACUCACAUCAUCGCACAAAAAUGUGGAAUAGAAAUGAAAAUGAAGGCGAAUUCGUGAGCCCAUUUCUCGAAACCAACGACAAGACCAACAGCUCAUGAUAUCGAUACUAUCGGCGAGAAGAGAGGCCGAGACAAAGCCUUAGUCGCCAUUCCACCUCAUUUAAAAACAGGAAUUUUUAAAACUGCGAUUAUUUAAAUGAAUAAGGAAAUAUAGUAAUUAUAAAUAGCAGCAGGUGACAAGAAA
Strongylocentrotus purpuratus (purple sea urchin) is the source of this 1271-nucleotide messenger RNA. RefSeq lists its product as uncharacterized. The transcript is spliced from 2 exons. Lineage: Eukaryota; Metazoa; Echinodermata; Echinoidea; Camarodonta; Strongylocentrotidae. Bases 4 to 675 code for a protein of 223 amino acids. The record is from RefSeq and is a predicted model, not a curated record.